This is a messenger RNA of Exserohilum turcica Et28A, 543 nucleotides long. RefSeq lists its product as uncharacterized. Bases 61 to 279 code for a protein of 72 amino acids. The transcript has a single exon. Lineage: Eukaryota; Fungi; Ascomycota; Dothideomycetes; Pleosporales; Pleosporaceae. The record is from RefSeq and is a predicted model, not a curated record.
CGGGUAACCCAGCGACGUGCAUGCACCCUACAUAUCUAUCCAUCCAUCUAUCUAGCCUUGAUGCCUGCCUUGCCUGCAACCACGGGAUCCAGCCCCGCCCACGGUCCCGCUCCUGCUGCUCUCCUUUCCUUUCUUUUCGCGCUCCGUUCCCGUGGUAAUAUACCUUUGUUAGUUUACUCUACUGCAUCGACGAACCGUUCGCUUGGGGCGGCGAGGGGUGACCCGCUUGCUUUGGGCAGGUCGUGCCGACCAGAGGCAUCUGGCUGGCUGUGCAUUUAACUCGACUAAGUCAAGUAGCCGUGCUUGCAGCUAUGGCUAUGGGUAUGCUAUGUUGUUUGCCGCCGUCCCACGUUGCUGCUAGCCAUGUGUGUGUGGUGUGUGUGGUGUGUCAGCCCUGAAAAUCAUCCAGACCUGCGUCUUUCCUUCUGCCCAGACAGACUGACAGUCAGACUGCCAUACGUGCAGGAAAGAAAAUCAAUCUUGGUCACCUGCCUACUUACCGUCUGUCUAUUUCCGAAACCGGAUAUCCAGUCUCAGCAUCAA